This is a messenger RNA of Schistocerca serialis cubense, 4449 nucleotides long. RefSeq names its product integrator complex subunit 6-B (gene IntS6). Bases 502 to 3585 code for a protein of 1027 amino acids. NCBI's taxonomy places the organism in Eukaryota, Metazoa, Arthropoda, Insecta, Orthoptera, Acrididae. Gene Ontology annotation, biological process: snRNA 3'-end processing. The record is from RefSeq and is a predicted model, not a curated record. The transcript is spliced from 15 exons. Gene Ontology annotation, cellular component: integrator complex.
AUUGAGUGUUAUGCUAGAGGACUGGCUCUUGUCAACACACCUUCAAGACAAGUUUUACGACAGAAAAAACGGAUCUGUAUCUACUGAAAAAGGGAACGAAGUUAUUUCUUAAAGAGGAGAAAUAUGUGUUCCAGAUUUUUAUUGUCGGUUUUGUGAGGUUAUGAGGUCCCAAGUGAUCGGUAAUUAUGCACUCGGAGUAUUGGACUGUGUGUUCGUAGAUUCAAAGUCUCGACAAUAUCUUAUUCUUAUUAAUCAUUUCAUGCUGUAAACCACUGUUCGAAACUUUAAUUUACAAACCAGUAUCAACCAACCAAUCAUGGCGAGGAAGGUCACGUGGUACAGGUCGUCGUGGCGUUUUAGCUUUCAGCUGCUCCGAGAGGCAGCUGCAGGUCGGCUGCUGUGAUGGGAGGUCGGAAGUGUCGCGAAAUCUCUUAGUUUUUUUUUUAUCUGUUUAAAUAUUGAUUUAGAUGUCUCUUGGAGCACCUUAGAACGUUCCGUAAAAUGACCAUAAUAGUUUUUUUGAUAGAUACCUCAGCUUCUAUGAAUCAAAGAGCUUAUUUAGGUGGACGCCCAACCUUACUCGAUGUUGCUAAAGGCGCUGUAGAGACAUUCGUUAAGGUACGUCAAAGAUCUCCAGAAAGUAGAGGUGACAGAUACAUGCUAUUAACGUUUGAAGAACCGCCUUCAAAUAUAAAGGCUGGAUGGAAGGAAAAUUUAGCAACAUUUAUGAAUGAACUUAAGAAUUUAAACUGUGUGGGAAUGACCACAAUGGGUGCUGCCUUAAAACAUGCAUUUGAUGUAUUGAAUAUUAAUCGAAUGCAGACUGGCAUUGAUACUUAUGGACAAGGGCGUUGUCCUUUCUUUUUAGAGCCUUCAGUGAUCGUAGUCAUCACUGAUGGAGGAAAACUUUCAAACAACAGUGGUGUCCAAGAGGAUUUCAAUUUGCCUAUGCAUUCCCCUAUACCUGGCUCUGAACUGACAAGGGAACCAUUCCGUUGGGACCAACGGCUAUUUUCACUUGUCCUUAGACUGGCAGGAACCCCUGCUAUUGACAGGGAUAUUGGACUCGUGCCCAGUGACUGCUCUCCAAUAGAUGCCAUGUGUGAAGUAACUGGAGGGCGCUCAUACUGUAUAACAUCACAUCGUAUGUUAAUGCAGUGUAUUGACAGUCUGGUACAAAAAGUACAAAGUGGUGUCGUUAUCAACUUCGAAAAGAUUGGACCUGAUCCACUGCCUGUUACAAAUGAAGGUGGUAAAUCAGACCAGUCAGACAUAAUACUGUUAGAUGGUGAUGGAGACAGUAGGAAUGGAAUGGAAAAGGAUUGGGAUAGAGAAUAUUCAUCUCUAUCUGAAGAGGAAAAUGCAAACAAAAGUGGAAUAAGGCCAGGGAACAACCUGAUGCCCGCACUACCCCCUGCUAACAGCACUGCUUGGCAUUCCUGUAGAAGACUGAUUUAUGUUCCACGGUCUGCUCAGAAGGGAUUUGCAGUUGGAUUUUGGCCAAUACCAGAGUCGUUUUGGCCUGAUGUUAGUUCUUCAGCACUGCCACCAAGAUCUGCUCAUCCAAAUGUGAAAUUUACAUGCACUAGUCAAGAACCAAUGGCCAUAGAAAGCCUUCCAUUUGAUAAGUAUGAAUUAGAACCUAGUCCAUUGACACAAUACAUACUAGCUCGGAAGCAGCCAACAAUAUGCUGGCAGGUGUUCGUAGCAAACAGCUACAAAAAUUCAGAAGUUGGUCAUCCAUUUGGGUACCUGAAAGCAAGUACACAUCUUACAUGUGUGAACUUGUUUGUCAUGCCUUAUAAUUACCCAGUAUUGUUGCCUUUAUUGGACGAGCUAAUUAAAGUACAUCGAAUGAAACCAACAAAUGAAUGGCGCAUACAAUUCCAAAGCUACAUGCGCACAAUGCCUUCGUACUAUGCUGGCCCAUUAAGAAGAGCAUUAACUCGGAUGAAUGUACCAGGCAAUCUUGUACAGACACUGAUUCCAGAUACACUAGACAAUUCACUUAGUUAUAGUGUAUUGAAUUACUUGAAACGACUAAAGAAUCAAGCAAAAAUUGAGUUUGAUCGACUUUGCAGUGAAGUUGGAAGUAAGGCAGCAAAUGUAAAUAAUAGUGGGAAAGGUCUGUCUUCUCCGUCAGCGUCAAUAACGGAGGGAAUAAGAGUUACCGCUAGAUCUUCUCUCAAGAAGGAUCUUGUAUCACAUCCUCUGCUUCAAGAUAAAUUUACAUCAUUACGGGAGCAACUAAAUGAAUUUGGUGGUUUUGUUGUUGGUUUGGCGAGGGGAAAGAAUCAAAAAGGACGCCAAAGUUAUCGAAACCCUUUCGAUGUGCCUCGCCACUGUUUGCUGGAACAAGUGGUUCGUAUGAGAGCUAAUUUCCUUCAGUCUUCCCCUGCACAGACAAAGCUUGUGGAUGAUGAUUACCUCCAUAGCAUGCCUGUCGGCCAGAUGGGAAACUAUCAGGAGUAUUUGAAACGUAUGCAACCACAGUUGAGAGAAAUUGAAUCGACACCUGUUCGACAGCAUAUGUUCGGUAAUCCCUUCAAGAUUGACAAGAGAAUGAUGGUGGAUGAAGCUGACAUAGACCUUGUUGGAAGUGGCAGUGGAGGACAUGGUGCAAGUGGAUCUCACCGGAGUGGUACAAAAAGAACUGCUUCUCAUUCUGGUAUUGACCCUGGAUCACCUAGACCUCCCAGUAAAAGGAAACCUGGUCCGAUACCAAAAGAUGUGGUUGUACGCAGACCAUCUUCACCAUUGCCAUCACUAUCUCCUUCUCGUAGCCCGCCAUCUUCUCCAGCACAUGUUUGGUCAACUCCGGGGUUUGCAGCAGAUCCUUUACCACCCGUUUUAACACCCAUGUUACCUCUCCCAGACCGCCCAUCAUCUGUGAUAUCUGACUCUGAAAAUGAUGACUCUAAUCUCUCCAGUCAGGAUAUUGGUGCAUCAGGGCCACCAAAGCUAGUUAUGGUGAAUGGUGACAUCGGUGAAAAUGGGGGACCACCACACUUGGGACCACGAUGCGUUUCACCUCCUAUGCAGGAAACUUUACCUCCUCCUGUUCUUGUGCCAUUGACAAACCAUUUAUCAGAACAGUUUCCAUUGAGUAGGCGACAAUCUCCCCCUUCUAGCCCAUCAUUUACAAAUCACUUGACAUUUGGAGAUACAGAUAUGAGAGAUCAAAACUUCAGCAGUGCUAAUCAGAUAGGUAGCAAUCACUUUGGUACUAUAGGGCCAGAACCAUCAGUCAAAGGACAAAAAAGUAUUGCAUAUUCUGAAUUGAGCAAGAAGGAACUGGCUGAAAUAAAGAGACAUAAUAUGAAAGUGCGGACUCUGGCGUACAAAGAAGUGCGUAGGCCAGGAAAAAAUUUUGGUCCCCUGUUUAACCACCUAAAAACUAUGAAAGGUGACUUAAAUGUGAAAAUGAAACUGAUGCGGGAAGUGAUCCAUGAAUCAUUGCGUUUUAAACGACGGACAUUAGCAAAUUUGCUUGAAGAAUUCUUGCACACAAUGGUUGCGAACUCUAAUCAUAACAUGUUAUUGAUUCAUCCUCAGAAUAAUAACGGUGCGACAAAAUUAGGAUGAAAAAAAAAAAAGUUUUAUACAGAUCUAUUACACAUUUUCAGAUGGCAGUAAGAGAUCUAUUUUGUGAAGUAUGUACUCCAUUUAUUGUAGGGAGUAAACUGUUGCCUUUGAUGUUUAGUAUUGUAGUAUUUGGAACAGAGAUCUGUCUGCUCAGUCACUAUGGAUAAAGUUCAGUAGCCUCCAAAAUUGAUUUCCCAAGGAAAAGUUGUCUUUCUGGGCAUUAUUUUUGCAGUAGCACAACAAACUAGGACUGAUAUGUUAUCACACAAAUCUAAUUUGUUCUAAAUACAGAAGCAAUUCUACAUAAUGCCUGUGAAAGAAAAACCAAAAGAAAAUUUCAGUAUUUAUGUAUUUCAGAUCCCUCAACGUGAAGUUACAUUGAAAAGCAGCAUUAAAAACAGUUCAUCUUUCCUCAAACACUGCAUAUAACAUUAAACGGGUAUUUUUUGUAAAAACCACCAGUAGGAUGUACGUAGAAAAAGAUUGUCUGAUAACAUAGAUUUUUGUGGGCACUCAGUGCCAAACCUGUACAAAAGUGUGUCUGUUGUUGUUUUUGAUAGGUUUUUAACUUGUUGAAUUUACUAUUUUGUUGUGCUGUUCUGAGGUCAUGGUGAGAUUGGACAUUGUUAUAGCGAUCUUUGUGUUGUGUGUUUCAACAAUGUUUAAAAUCGAGAUGUCACCCCCGAUCAUGCUUUAAACAAGGGAGAGUGUUGAAGAAGAAGUAAUAGGACUCUUUUUUUUUUUAUCAGUUGGCUGAUAGUUUUAAAAGUGCUGGAUCACACUGUCUUUCAGUACCGAGAAUUUUAUUCCAGUGUGAAUAUUUGUUACAAAUGUAUUAAAUUAUUAUUUUACACAUAUAGAAUG